AUGAGGGAAAUCGUGCAUAUCCAAGCCGGCCAAUGCGGCAACCAGAUCGGAGCUAAAUUCUGGGAGAUCAUCUCUGACGAGCACGGCAUCGACCCCACCGGCGCCUACCAUGGCGACUCAGACUUGCAGCUCGAACGCAUCAAUGUAUACUACAAUGAAGCCUCCGGUGGCAAAUACGUGCCCCGCGCCAUCCUCGUGGACUUGGAGCCCGGCACCAUGGACUCUAACAAGAACUCAUCGUACUUCGUCGAAUGGAUCCCCAACAACGUCAAGACCGCCGUGUGCGACAUCCCGCCCCGUGGUCUCAAGAUGGCCGCCACCUUCAUCGGCAACUCCACAGCCAUCCAGGAGUUGUUCAAGCGCAUCUCCGAGCAGUUCACCGCUAUGUUCAGGCGCAAGGCUUUCUUGCAUUGGUACACUGGCGAGGGUAUGGACGAGAUGGAGUUCACCGAGGCGGAAAGCAACAUGAACGACUUGGUCUCCGAAUACCAACAGUACCAGGAGGCGACUGCCGACGAGGACGCGGAGUUCGAUGAAGAGCAGGAGCAAGAAGUAGAUGAUCAC
Molecule: messenger RNA, 564 nt
Organism: Brenthis ino (lesser marbled fritillary)
Lineage: Eukaryota; Metazoa; Arthropoda; Insecta; Lepidoptera; Nymphalidae
Source: the annotation of a GenBank genome assembly